Molecule: messenger RNA, 2712 nt
Organism: Pteronotus mesoamericanus
Lineage: Eukaryota; Metazoa; Chordata; Mammalia; Chiroptera; Mormoopidae
Gene: BCHE
Product: butyrylcholinesterase
Exons: 6
Coding region: 134-1942 (602 amino acids)
Biological process (GO): choline metabolic process; acetylcholine catabolic process
Cellular component (GO): plasma membrane
Molecular function (GO): acetylcholinesterase activity
Source: RefSeq, a predicted model, not a curated record
AGUUGAUUGUAAUGUCAGUGCAGUCCAAUUUACAGGCUGGAGCAGCAGCUGCAUACUGCAUUUCCCUGAAGUAAUACAUGAUUUCCAUUUCUUGCAAACUUUAUCAUCUUGUUGCAGUGAGUCGGAAACCAAUAUGCAGAGCAAGGGUACAAUCAUAAACAUCCAAUUUCUUUUGCGGCUUCUUCUACUCUGGCUGCUUGUCGGGAAUUCAUGCUCUGAAGAAGACACCAUCGUUACAACCAAGAAUGGUAAAGUCAGAGGGAUAAACUUGUCAGUUCUUGGUAGCACAGUAACAGCCUUUCUUGGAAUCCCCUAUGCACAGCCACCGCUUGGUAGACUUCGGUUCAAAAAGCCACAACCCUUGACCAAGUGGUCCGAUAUUUGGAAUGCCACAAAAUAUUCAAAUUCUUGCUAUCAGAACACAGAUCAAAGUUUUCCAGGCUUCCUUGGAUCAGAGAUGUGGAAUCCAAAUACUGACCUCAGUGAAGACUGCUUAUAUCUGAAUGUGUGGAUUCCAGUACCUAAACCCAAAAACGCUACUGUAAUGGUGUGGAUCUAUGGUGGUGGUUUUCAAAGUGGAACGUCGUCUUUAUAUGUUUAUGAUGGCAAGUUUCUGGCACGAGCUGAAAGAGUUAUUGUGGUUUCAAUGAAUUAUAGGGUGGGUGCCCUAGGAUUUUUAGCUUUACCGGGAAAUUCUGAGGCACCAGGGAACAUGGGCUUGUUUGAUCAACAGUUGGCACUUCAGUGGGUCCAAAGAAAUAUAGCAGCUUUUGGUGGAAAUCCUAAAAGUGUAACUCUCUUUGGAGAAAGUGCAGGAGCAGUUUCUGUUAGCCUUCACUUACUUUCCCCUAGAAGUCACCCAUUGUUUACCAGAGCCAUUCUGCAAAGUGGAUCUUCUAAUGCCCCUUGGGCAGUAAAAUCUCUUGAUGAAGCUAAGAACAAAACAUUGACCUUAGCUAAGUGUAUUGGUUGCUUUAGAGAAAAUGAGACUGAGAUAAUCAAAUGUCUUCGAAAUAAAGACCCCCAGGAAAUUCUUAUGAAUGAAUUAUUCAUUGUCCCCUAUGGAACACUCCUGUCAGUAGCUUUUGGUCCAGUGGUGGAUGGUGAUUUCCUCACUGACAUGCCAGACGCAUUACUCCAACUUGGACAGUUCAAAAAAACCCAGAUCUUGGUGGGUGUUAAUAAAGAUGAAGGGACAGCAUUUUUAGUAUAUGGUUCUCCUGGUUUCAGCAAAGAUAACAACAGUAUCAUAACUAGAAAAGAAUUUAUGGAAGGUUUAAAAAUAUUUUUUCAAGGACUGAAUGAAUUUGGAAGGGAAUCUAUACUUUUCCAUUACGCAGACUUGUUAGAUGACCAAAGAGCUGAAAACUACCGCGAGGCCUUGGAUGAUGUCGUUGGAGAUUACAAUUUCAUAUGCCCUGCCUUGGAGUUCACCAAAAAGUUCUCAGAUUUGGGAAAUGAUGCCUUUUUCUACCAUUUUGAACACCAGUCAUCCAAACUCCCUUGGCCUGAAUGGAUGGGAGUGAUGCAUGGUUAUGAAAUUGAAUUUGUCUUUGGCUUACCUCUGGAGAGAAGAGUAAAUUACACAAAACCUGAGGAAAUUUUGAGUAGGUCCAUAAUGAAACGCUGGGCAAAUUUUGCAAAAUAUGGAAAUCCAGAUGGCACCCAGAAUAGUAGUACAAGAUGGCCUGUCUUCAAGAGCACUGAACAAAAAUAUUUAACUUUGAGCACAGAGUCACCAAAAGUAUAUGCUAAGCUACGUGCUCAACAAUGCCGAUUCUGGACACUCUUUUUUCCCAAAGUCUUGGAAAUAACAGGAAAUAUUGAUGAAGCAGAACAGGAGUGGAAAGCAGGAUUCCAUCGCUGGAGCAAUUACAUGAUGGACUGGAAAAAUCAAUUUAACGAUUACACAAGCAAGAAAGAAAGCUGUGCCGAUUUUUGAAGAUUUCAAAGACAGAGGAGACAGGUUGAUUUGAAACGGAAGAGGAGAAAGAAGGACAAUGUGAUCACAGAGGCAGAAAUGGGAGAGAGAGAUUCAGCCACGAGCUAAGCAAUGCCAGCAUCUUCAGAAUCUAGAAGAGACAAAAGUAUGAAUUCUUCCCUGGAGCAGAUGGAAGCAAGGUGGCUGUGGCAACGCCUUGGGUUCAACACAGUAAAACUGACUUCAAAUGUCUAACCUCUAGAACUGAGAGAGAAUAAGUUUGAAUUGUUUCAGUCACCAAGUUUGUGUUAAUGUAUUACAGCAGUCAGAGGAAACAUAUAUAUAAUUUCACCAAGAUAUAUCUAAUUAUUAUUUACCUAACAUAAUCUUUCCUAGGUCUUCAAAGGUAGUUCAAUCUCCUAGUUAAAAUGUAUCUUCUGAUAUAUAUCUCUUAUUUUUUCUCUGCUCUAUUCUCACCUCCUGUGGUCUUAUUAUUCUUCCAUUAAAUUACGUGCAACCAUCCCAUUUUAGUUUCACUUUAAUUUUUCUUUAUUGUUUUCCUUAGAAAUACUCUCACUUGGAUUGUUUCCCCUCUGUCAUUUGUUUCUCCUCUCUGAUUUGACUUUUUUUAUCUAAUCUGUUAUUUUAUUAACUUCAUUAUUAAAUUUUGUAAUUUUUGUUUUGCAUCCCAUAUACUUUUUAUGUCAACUUAUUCUCUUUAUUUGUUGUUAUAAUUUCAUAAAUGCAAAAAUUUCUUUUAACCUUUCAAAAUAAAUUUUUAUUCAUAAAAA